Messenger RNA from Oldenlandia corymbosa var. corymbosa, 237 nucleotides. Lineage: Eukaryota; Viridiplantae; Streptophyta; Magnoliopsida; Gentianales; Rubiaceae. The record is from the annotation of a GenBank genome assembly.
AUGAAGAUGAUGACUAACUGCAAUUCAAAUAUAGGCAAGGAAUAUGCAAAAGGAUCUCUGAGCUUGGCAUCCGAGAACAAGCAUCCCAUCGAAUUCACCUUUGAAGGCUUCCUCACACAUACAAGAAUAGGGUGUGACGCAUCAUCAUCUGCCAUGUUUGGUAACUGCCUUUGGCGGCACCAUCUUGGACGAGAGAUGGUAGCUCAAGAGGGAGAAAUACAAGACUUAAACAUUUGA